CAUGGUCUGAUAGUCUGACUCUUUCUCUGCCGUCAAUCCUUUCAAUCUGGUCUAUAACAGACCAGAUCAGACAAAACAAAGCCUCUCUUUCCCCUUUCAGAGAUCGCAGACGAUCUUUCGUGAAUAAUCACCAUGGCCGACUCGACGAGUCCCUCCCCCGCGUCCCUGAACACCCUGUUCGAUGAGGCCUCCUCGCUUAGGGAGCGGUACGACCCCGUCCGCCUGGCCGAUGCAGAUAUCGUCCCCCUCCUACAGCUGCCUUCCGCAAAGGCCGUCUUCGGACACAAUGCGACGGACGAGAGCGCCCUCGCCCGUGUCGCCCGGGAAGAGAUCCCUUACACAACCUUCUUGUCCGAGAAGGCCAGGGCGGUCUCCCAAGCACCCGUGGAAGGCCUGACUGUCGAACAACAACGCUCCCAAUUGCUCCAUGUCGGUCUGGCGGCCCUCUUCGGCUUCCUGCAGUCGAAUGUCACCGGUCCUCCUUUGGACUUCAACCCCGCGGAGCUUAUCAUUCCUGCGACUCUGCGGCCCGACGCUGCGGCCUUGAGAGCCGUCCGCGCUCAUGUCAUCCGUGACCUCUCGGUGGACGGUGAAGCGGCCUACAAGCUAACUCCUAACGUUGAGCUGUUUGCUGUUGCGAAGGCGCUUCUGGCUGACGCUGAUGUUCUGCUGGCGAAUGGCCCGGUCGUGGCGAGGACUGCACGGGUUCGCGUGAACUUCCUACACCAGAAGAUGCUGUCCGAAGUUACGGGCACCUUGCAGGAUGCCAUCUACAACGAUGUGAAUGAGCUCGAGAGGAUCGUCCUGAGCGACAAGUGCACUGCUCAGGAGAAGGGCCGGUAUCUGCUCGAGAGAGCGACGAUCCAUACCCACCACAGCUUUGACGCCAAGGCCAGGAAGGAUCUCGAACAGGCUGCCGCAGAGAGGAAGUUCGAGUUUGCGUUGACCGGUAAACUGGGAAAGAGGACCAAGUUCCAGGAUCGUGAUAUCAGUCAGCUUGUCAUUCUGGCCAAGAGCGCCGACGACGUGUCCGAGACAGUGGGCUCGUCGGAGGCGAACGACACGCCCUCUGGGCCCAAGAAACUGGAUCUCAACGAUGAUACCUUGCUCGAGUCCAUCUCCUUCACCAAGAAGAACGGACAGCAGUCGGAGGACAAGCAGGUGACUGUCCAGGAUGAGAACCUGCCCCCAGCCCUGGCGGACCUUGAUCCCGGAAAUCAGCCCAAGCUCGACCCUGUCGACUCUGCUAUUCUGCUUGCUCUCGCAUCGGCGAUCACCAACACCUCACCUGAGGACGGUCUGACUCGUGAGGAAACUGCGCCCUACGCCACCCGCGUGCUCGAGGGCGGCAGCUCAAACUGGCAGAUUUACACCCAAGCCUUGCUCGUGCGCAGUCGGGUCGAGGGAUACAAAUCUCGGACGGUCGAGAGAUCCGUCCUGCAGAUGCAGGCCCUCGUGGACCAGGUCAUCGCCGACACGGCCACCUCCGACGCCCAAGCCGGCACCUCCGUCGAAGAGCCCACAACCUUCCUCCCUCGCCCCGAGGAAUCCGAGUCUGCGUCCGCCGCAGAGCGUCUGGAGUACAUCUGGAUCCUGAACUCCUCGACCCGAUGGGACCUUGAAUCGGAACUCGCCACCCGGUGGGUUAACCUGGGAGGUCUGCGCACUGCCCUGGACAUCUACGAGCGUCUGCAGAUGUGGGCGGAGGCUGCUCUCUGCUACGCCGCCACGGAACGCGAGGACAAAGCCAACUUCCUCGUCCGCCGACAGCUGUACCAGCCCACCGGCACGGAUCUCGAUGACGACAACGAGAAGUUCGACGGACCCGAACUGAACCCUCUCCCCGCCGACGCCCCCCGUCUGUUCUGCAUCCUUGGUGACAUCAACACCGACCCCACCAUGUACGAGCGUGCCUGGGACGUUUCUAACUCGAGAUACGCGCGUGCCCAGCGUUCCCUGGCCCGUCACUACCUGACCAUGAAGCCCCCGGCCCUCGACAAAGCCGAGGACGCGUACCUCAAGAGUCUGCACAUCAACCGGCUCAAUCACGGCGCGUGGUUCGCCCUCGGGUGCGUGCAACUCGAGCUCCAGAAAUGGAACGACGCCAUCAAUGCCUUCACCCGCACCCGCAAACGCGAAGCCCUCGCGGCCCUCCAACGCGCUGCCCAACUCAAACACACCGAUGCCCGCAUCUGGGACAACGUCCUCACUGUUGCUGCCUCCAUCCCACCCCCCUACACGCCCUUCCGCGAAGUCAUCACGGCCCAGAAGCGGGUCAUCGAGCUCCUCGGCGCCAAGAACGGCGAGAAAUGCAUCGACCUGCCCAUCCUAGGCCUGCUGAUCGACCACCUCGUCACGGCCUACGACUACGAAAACCUCCUCAUCGUCGACCCCACCGCCCCGGACUCUUCCGCAAAGGUCAUCCGCAGCGGCACCAUCGCCGGUCAAAUCCUCUCCCUCGUCGACGACAACAUUGUCCCGCUGAUCACUCACUCCGCGCCCCUGUGGCUCCUCGUCUCCCGCGUCGAACUGUUCCGCGAACGCCCCUCCAAGGCCUUCGAGGCCCACGAGAAGGCCUGGCGUGCCACCGUCGCCUCCAAUACCCAGGGUGCGUUCCAGAUGGGCGAGGAGAAGAAUUGGUUGGAUGUUGUCAAGGCCACGGAGCGCCUGGUCAGGGAUGGAUAUGCCCGGUAUGGUCCGAUGGAUAAGGAGGGUCAGACUUUGGCUGAGGGGCAGGAGGCCGAGAUGGUUGCUAAGGAUUGGAGAUUCAAGGCGAGAAGUGCCGUUAGGGGCGUCCUUGGUAAGGGGAAGGACUUUUGGGAGGAUAGUGAGGGUUGGUUGCGCUUGAAGGAGUUGCAGACGGAGGUGGGCAGUUCGUGAUGAUUUAUCCUUUGUGUGUUGAGUUGUUGCAUGGUUAUGUUCGUUCAUGUUUAUGUUUAUGUUCAUGAUGUGAGAUGGUUUUUCUUGAGAUGAUUUCUUUCCUUCCUUCUUUCUUUUAUGUGCAUAGACAGAGAAAAGUAGGCGUGGUGUGGUGUGGUACUUAGGGGUGUGCUUUCUUUGUUAUUA
Molecule: messenger RNA, 3066 nt
Organism: Aspergillus heteromorphus CBS 117.55
Lineage: Eukaryota; Fungi; Ascomycota; Eurotiomycetes; Eurotiales; Aspergillaceae
Product: TPR domain protein
Exons: 3
Coding region: 133-2880 (915 amino acids)
Molecular function (GO): protein binding
Source: RefSeq, a predicted model, not a curated record